AUAAAUACAGCGGCUCAAACGUCUUGUCAAUUCUUUGUCAGCUAUAUAUAUUGUUAUCCCCUUAUAUCCAGUAAAUUGCCCAUUCAUCGAAAUUAUGGGGAAGACUCUUAAUCUGGGAGAUGCAGUCAAUGGCAGCACAGAGUCAAAGACUGAGUUCAGUCUACUGCGAGUUGACAAUACGUGGAGGUGUAAAAUGGGAACAUGCUCAAACCACAGCAGAGGCAACGUCUCUGCUGCCAAAAUCUUUGAGAGCGUGACAGAGAGGGGCAGUAGCUGGACGGUGGUCAGUCCCAUCGUCUUCACCUACCAAGUGGUGGAGUCCCAGUGUCUGCUGGACCCCAGCAACGACACCCUCCUGCUUGGUCACAUCAGAGACCCACGGCAGCUGGAGGAGCUGAGGAACAACCCCAAGCCACUGCGAAGGUUCGUGGUUAUGGACCAGGUAGUGUACAACCUCUACGCCGCCAAGUUGCGCGACUACUUAGAGGCCCGCCACGUGGUCUACAGUAUCCUACCGCUUCCCACCACAGAGGAGAACAAGUCCAUGGAGCUGGUCAUGAAGAUCCUUGACGAGGUCCAUAAGUUCUCGCUGGACCGACGCGGAGAGCCCAUCAUCGCCAUCGGUGGCGGCGUGUGUCUGGACAUCGUGGGGCUGGCCGCCUCGCUAUACCGGAGGCGCACGCCAUACAUCCGAGUGCCGACCACUCUGCUGUCGUACGUGGACGCCAGCGUGGGCGCCAAGACGGGGGUGAACUUUGCGAGCUGUAAGAACAAGCUGGGCUCCUAUGUUCCGCCGGUGGCCACCUUCCUGGACCGAUCCUUCUUCCAAACCAUCAGUCGCCGUCAGAUCUCCAACGGGCUGGCGGAAAUGUUGAAGAUGGCCCUGAUGAAGCACAGAGAGCUUUUUGAGCUGCUGGAGACACAUGGUCCGUUCCUGCUGGAUACCAAGUUUCAGUCAGAGGGCAGUGGUAAAUAUGGAGGCAAACACGGGAAGGCUGCAGUGACGUCCAGCCGCAUGGCCAUCAAGAGCAUGCUGGAGGAGCUGGCACCUAACCUCUGGGAGGACGAGCUGAACCGCCUGGUGGACUUUGGCCACCUCAUCAGUCCUGAGCUGGAGAUGGAAGUUCUCCCAACGCUGUUGCACGGCGAGGCGGUGAACAUCGACAUGUCCUACAUGGUGUACGUGUCCAGGGAGCGCGGGCUCUUGACAGAGGACGACAAGCUAAGGAUUAUCGGCUGCAUGGAGGGCCUGGAGCUCCCCGUGUGGCAUCCAGACUUUACCAUGGAGAUGGUGAACAGGUCAUUCCAGAACCGGCUCAAGCACUCGGGAGGCCUGGCCAGAAUGCCUCUGCCCAUCAGCCUGGGUCGCGCGGAUAUAUUUAACGACACGACGGAUGAAGUCCUCUGCAAAGCUUUCAAGAAAUGGUGUGAUGAGCUGGGUACAUCGUCAAAGACUCUGAUCUGAUUACCUCGUCAGUGUUUCCUCUAGAAUUGUUUACAGGCCUGGUGCUAUGCACCGUAAAAUAAACGAACGAUGUACACGUUU
This is a messenger RNA of Gadus macrocephalus (Pacific cod), 1546 nucleotides long. RefSeq names its product 2-epi-5-epi-valiolone synthase (gene eevs). Gene Ontology annotation, biological process: antibiotic biosynthetic process. Gene Ontology annotation, molecular function: 3-dehydroquinate synthase activity. The record is from RefSeq and is a predicted model, not a curated record. The transcript has 5 exons. The coding region runs from base 95 to 1465 and encodes 456 amino acids. NCBI's taxonomy places the organism in Eukaryota, Metazoa, Chordata, Actinopteri, Gadiformes, Gadidae.